Molecule: messenger RNA, 3480 nt
Organism: Fimicolochytrium jonesii
Lineage: Eukaryota; Fungi; Chytridiomycota; Chytridiomycetes; Spizellomycetales; Powellomycetaceae
Exons: 6
Coding region: 279-3386 (1035 amino acids)
Cellular component (GO): recycling endosome
Molecular function (GO): guanyl-nucleotide exchange factor activity
Source: RefSeq, a predicted model, not a curated record
ACUCAGCUGUCGUUUGACCUUUGUGCCAGUUUGGUGCUCCAUCCCAGCCAUCACCACCAUCACCGCCACCGCGACCAUACACCAGCUCGGCUUCAAUAGCGCUUCUACAAAAGCAAACGCAGGACCAACAUUUCUGAACCUUUGGAGAACUUUCUCACUACCAGGACGGUUCUGUAGGGACAGGUUUCCGCACCUGUCAACUCCGCCUUAUAUCGGAAGUCCACUGGACUAUAGUGGGAAAACGAAUAUCAACAGUUCAACCGUGGAGCUGAGGACCAAUGGGGUUCCCCGACGCCGACGGAAUGGAAAGCGUCAGGUUGGUUGGUGAACCAGUGCGACCCACCCUUGGAAGACGCCGUACGAUGGUUCGCACGGACUCGGCACCAUGCGACAUCACCGACGACAAUGCUUCCCUCCUCACGAGGCUGGCCGCUCCUCCUGCAGCCGAUCAGGUGAAACGGUCAAAAACACCGCCGCACAUGCCGUCGCAUCGUCCUUCACUUAUAGCCACUGCGGAGAAUCGGAUACUUUUCUUUGGUACUGCGGCGACAGUUGAGGAGGGCAAGGAGGUGCAGUCGCCCGUCGACGCGUUGCUGGAGGGAACGCGCAGAAGUUUGACGGAGGUAGCGGAGGCGGCGAACGAUGAUGAUGAGGGCAGUGGGCGGGAUGAUGCGUCAUCCUAUAGUACAGCAUCGGAGGACCUCGAAGGCGCGAGGCAAGAUGCUGUAGAGCAACAAGGGGUGCCUCCCGCUACUCUGCAGGGUGAGAGUGGUCUGCCGGGCGUGGGGAGAGUGCAGCCGGAUGCAUCGUGGUCGAACCAAGGUGUUUCCCUGCUGCCGUCGACGGAUAGUGCACCGUUGGCCUCACAAAAGCCACAUCCGCUGUUACUGCAGCAAUCCAUGCUGUCGCCCGGCAUUGCGUCUACAAUGGAACAGGAAUUAUCGAGAUUGGACAUCCGCCGAUAUCUGCAGUGGAUUCUGUGCUUCGCUUUGGUCAAUUUCGACCUCGAGUUGGGCCAGGCAUUGGAAUGCGUAUACCCACAUGUUGGCUUUUCAGAAGCGGAGAAGAAGAAUAUAUCAUUCUCCGCGUUCCCGGACUCAAACUCAUCGGCGCAUCUGGGCGACAACACCUUUUCAUUUCGGAUGCGAAGUGAGAGUUUCACCACCAAUUUGUAUCGAAGGCAGUCGCUUUCAGCCACCUCGGCCUUGAACCCGGUGACUCCGACCAGCGGCGGAUAUGUACAACACAAGGUGGCGACCACCUCCACUCUGGCGGUAGGCCCCAACCUACCUGUAGAUACCGACGGAUUCACCUAUGGAUAUGUCUUUUUCCGGCAACAACGUGAUGCCCAGAUACGGCGAGGCUACUUCCAGGUUGGUGAAGGAAGCCGGGAUAUAAAAUCCUUAGUCGUGCUGUCGCCUCAUCCGUGGCCAGGUCUCUUCUUGAACCUUGUUGCGCGGCUAGGACCAGUGUACAUGGAUGCUCUUAUAGAAGAUAGAACUGCAGGCGCGUCUUCGGACCUGUCUGCGAAGUACACCGCUUCGAGGGCUAUCCUGGAAACGGCCUGUUAUAACGUGGCAUCAUGGCCAGCUCCACCUUCGUCCUUGGACUCGGAGACUUCAUACAUCCCCAUCAACCUCACCCUUCCCUUCCUGGGACAAGCCUUACAAUUCUCAUUCCCACCCAAUCCCUGCUUCGCUCAGUUAUUUGAAACGCAGCGAACUUCCCUGAAGCCGCAGGAUCAAUCAUUGAGCCCACCAAACUCGGACGUCCCGAUUGUAUGCACACCUGGCCGCUUCUACGAGCUCUUUUCUGGGUCUUUGGAGCUGCUGUGGAUCAGCUGGGAGCUCAUGGUGAUUGGGCAGUCGUUACUCGUCAUUGCCGAGAGCCCGGGGGCUUGCAGUAGCAUCGCAUGGGCUUUGGUGGAACUUAUCAAACCAAUACCUUUCGGCGGGGACUUCCGUCCAUAUUUCACAAUCCAAGAUUCUGAUUUCAGGAGCAUCGUGAAUCGGCAACGGCUACCUACGAUAGCAACCGUCAUAGGCGUUACGAAUCCAGUGUUUACGAAGGUGUUGGAACACUGGCCAAACGUGGUCAGAGCAGCUGCUCAUUCUCAUCCGCCACAAGGAGAUGCACCUCAUGCAUCAAAGCCGUAUCAUAUCCGAAAAGCGGGGACGAGCGCUGGGAGUCCGGCACCGCGGGGCACGCUAUCAAGUUCUAUGCAAAGACAUCCACCACCCACAUUCUUCUCACCGAUGCAAAAACCCAGCAUCUUUCCGUUCGGGAAUACAGGAUCCCCAAGUCCCACCCACCUGGAAGCCGACAGUUCCCAGAAACGCCGAGAACGAACGAUAUCAGCCGCAUGUGAUGGCGGACAACAAAUGGGGGCAGGUGCCGGGGCCACCGUCGAGAGCAUCACAUGCAAACACAAACCGUUUCUGAGUAAGGACCGCAAGCUGCUGAAAGAGGUGGUGGAGGCUGCCAUCCGGGGCAAGCCCGUCCACCUGUUGAACAACAUGCUACGACGGCAUUUCAUCGAGCUUACCGAGCGGUUUAUCCAACCGCUCAACCGGCACUUUGAAUCGCUGAUCGUGGGCAACCCACUGCAAAUGAAUUUGACGAAUAUCCGCAGCCGGCCCGAAAUCAGACCUUUUAAGCAGGAGAGUUUCCUGCGGGCAAUCGAGCAAUGUGCGCCGAAUCUCCCCGUCACGCCAAAGCGACCCAUCGCCGACCUCUACCGGAGCUUCCUCCUUUCCCCGAACUUUGCCGCCUGGCUUCAACACCGCACCUCCGAUGUGUUUAGAGACUGGAGGCGGCGCUACCUGGAAGUUCUUUGCAACGAGGACGUGGAGACGUGGGCACGGUCAAAGCUGCAGAAAGCUGCAACGAGGGGUGGACUGAGUGGCCGAAGAGGGAGCGGCGGGGAUGUUGAAUGUGUGGAUCUGCUGCUUCGGAUACGAGAUGAGGUGGUGAAGUACGCGCCUUACUUUCCGGAGCAAGAUCUCGAAUUUGGUGGUAGUGAGGGGACCGGCGCAAGGAGGACGAAGAGAUUGAGUCCUGAAGCAUCAAUGCCAGCAACAACAUCGACCACGUCGCUUCCCGCAUCCAACUCCAUCCCGUCAGUCUCCACCAAGCGCCGUGGUCCAGCCCACAUCGACCUCUCCGCACGAUCAGACGGCUGGGCAUCCAGCAUAUGCGCCGCGGCGCCCUCCCCACAAUCACCCGGCCCCGUCGACGUGAUGGGCGGAGUAGUCCCCACCCCAGCACAGUACACGAAUCUCAAGAAGCAAAUGGAGCGGCUGAUAGGCAUUUUACCAGAGGAGCUCCGGGGGAGUAUAGUGGGGAAGGGGCGGGAAGCGAGGGACAGUAGAGAUUUUGUAACAUGAGAGAAUGAUACCUUUAGAGUUCUGUGCCGUAUCACUCGCUUGGGCUGAAGUUUCUUGAAUGUGGGGUGAACAUGAAGGUGUCGACGCAUUGUCU